Molecule: messenger RNA, 4405 nt
Organism: Seriola aureovittata
Lineage: Eukaryota; Metazoa; Chordata; Actinopteri; Carangiformes; Carangidae
Product: zinc finger protein 135-like
Exons: 2
Coding region: 2309-3634 (441 amino acids)
Biological process (GO): regulation of transcription by RNA polymerase II
Molecular function (GO): RNA polymerase II cis-regulatory region sequence-specific DNA binding; DNA-binding transcription factor activity
Source: RefSeq, a predicted model, not a curated record
UAUAGAAAUUGCUCGCCAAUAGUCCAAAAAAAUUUAUGCUUUCCGGGUUAUCUCCUCGUUCCCGAGACACAGCUCGACCGCGCGGAGAGUGCACGUACACAGCGGUGACGUCAUCCGGAAAAAAUACUUUUCUGGGUUUUUUGUUAGCUUUGGAAAUUUUUUACAAAGAUUAAAAGUCCACAGCUUAAAAAUAUACAAUAGGAAAAUAAAUAAUUGACUGUGUUUACAGCUGGAGGUGUCCUGUCAACAGUUUUACAAGCGUCUCUUUUACUAUUGUGGUCUAAGGGAAAAAUGCUUUUUGGGCUGCAGGGGAUUUUUCGCUGCAAUACCGCGAGUGGCCACUUGGAAACACUGGCAGAGCGGCGCCGUAUUCAGUUCCUGUAAUACAUCCAUGGCUUCCUGUCCUCUCCUGUAAACGAGGAUGGCGCUUGAUGUAAACAGAGUAUCAGUUUCGUAGCUCCGACACGAUGGCCGCUCUUGACAGUCUGUAGGAGUUCGCGGAGCAGCGGCUGUCUGCGGCGGUGGAGGAGAUAUUCGAGUGUUUCCGGAGGACUGUCGCCGACUUUGAGGAGGAGAUCAGGCUGCGUUUCCAUGCCACUGCUUCAUUUAGCUAGGUUAUGGUAGCAGCCAGCAGCUAACACUUAGCUUCUACUCUACGAGGUGGAUUCCACAGCCAGAUAUAAUGUCAGUGUAUCUGUAUUGUGAUGAUGGGAGUCAUCUGCCCACCCGGUGUUUGAGUACAAACCUGCAGCUCACUCCACCUCCGUGCUUCAGGGUCACUGUGGUGGUCCCGAACAAGUCCAGUUCCAGACCAAACCUGCUGGACGUUUGUAUUGACAGGAAUAAAACAGAUCAUGAAGCAUCAGAGUUGCCUGAAGACCGUGGUGUCAGGACUUUUUUGUCAAUUUUCUCCCAGCUGAUCACAGGAAAUCAUCUGAACCUUUUUCUUUAUUUGAUUAAAUAUUUAUUUUUGGUGAUGGCAGUAAAGGACACUGAUUUUGCACAUCAGAGUUUUUCCAGAAUGACUACAUAUGUUAAAACAGUUUGAAGACUCUAAUGUCUCCAGAGGGAGCUGAGUGAUAUCUGAUAGUGAUGUUAGUUUAUGUUUAAUCUAUCUAAUAUUGUGUUAGUCAUAUUAUUCCCUGUGUUUGUUGAAUAAAACAUAAGAUAAGGAACUUAUAAAUAAUUGCAUAUUAAAUCGCAAUCACAAUAUUGGUAAAAAUAAAAUGCAAUUAGAUUAUUUUCCCAAAUCAUUCAGCCUUAUCAGGAAGUGCAAGAAAAUGCAUCUUACAAUAAUGAUGGAAAGUGACAAGAACAGGCAGAUUCUGAUGACGCCAACCUGAAUUCAGAAGUUGGGUGGAGGAGCAGGGGCUUUGUCUCACUGGGGUUGAUGAGAAUAAUUUCAUUAAAACAAAAAGUGAUUUUUGUAACAAGUAGAUUUAGUUUGAUUUGUGAACAGUGAGAGGACAGUUCUGCAGGGAGAUGGAUAUAAAUGUUUUAUACAGAGAGAAGACUGACUGGUCCUGAUCCUGAGCAGAGACAUGAAACAGACAAUGAAGCACAGCCAAUCAAUAAUGAAGCAAUGAAAACAAAACACCUCCAUGUUAGUUGAUAUUAGCUUUUUCAUAUGUUAUUGCAGAUCAGGUCUGGAAAGCAUUUCAGACUGACUGACUGACUGAAUCUGUGGAAUAAAAAAAAUAAAAUAAACAAAUGUGACCUUGACAUGCUUUCUCAAGUUGGACAGGGAAUUUUUUUUGUCAGUGAUGAAGUCUGGUUGUGGUAAACACAGCAAACAUUUCGAACUAAAUCUUUCUUUAUUUCUAAAUCUUCAAACAGACUUCAGAUCAGACCACAUUUUCACAUUAAAGAAAAUUCAUUCCACUGACUAAAAGCUCUGCUUAAAACUAAGUACUUUAAAGAAAUGUAGUCCAGUCAAAAGUACAAUAUUUGUCUUUAAGAUAGACAGAUAGAUAGAUACUUUAUUUAUCCCCUAAUGGAAAUUCAUAAAGUGUAGUGGAGUAAAAGUUCUUUUUCUAAAAAAAAUCUCAAGUAAGGUUCAGAUACUGAAAAAUGUACUUAAAUAGAGUGCUCAAGUAAAUGGAUACUGGACUGGGGAUUAUAAGGACUAUAGGAUAUCUAUAAUACAACAGUAGGUGGCGGUAAAGCUCCGUGUGGCUGCAGUUCUCCAGUAAAACAAAGAAGAAGAAGCUUUAGUUGGCGCAUGCUCGAGGCUUCGAGGGGGGGGGGUCUUCGUUCACGGUGACAGAUUCCUGUCCACUUCACCGGUGAGCACCAGCUGUCCCCAGUCAUGUCCACCAUCCAGCUACUCAGAGCCUUCGUCAACCAGAGACUGACGGUGGCCGUGGAGGAGAUCAUCGGCCUGUUCGAGAGAACCAUCACUGAGUACGAGGAGGAGAUCGACCGCCAGCGCAGACUGCUGGGAGCUGAGGGGCGGCAGUAUGAGCCCGACAUCAGGGCGGCGAUAGACCACCAGACAGGUGUGUCUCAGGAUGUCCAGCCACUGAUUGUCAAUGCAAAGAUUCCUGCGAAGCGGCAGGAGCUGAGCCCCCGUCUGGAGCAGGAGGCCCCGCAGCCCCUACGCAUUAAAGAGGAACCAGGGGAUGUGUGGACUGGUCAGGAGGGAGGUCUGGAGGGGACUGAUGUCCCAGAGUUCCAGUUUCCUCCUGUCUCUGUGAAGAGUGAAAAUGAUGAAGAAACUCCUCAGUCCUCAGAGCUUCAACAAAGCCGAGCCAAGGAAAGCACAUAUGGUACGGCCUCCAGUCCAGCUCAACAGACGGAACUUGGAGCGGCCGGAGAGGACCGUGGAGAACCAGACCGAACCCUUGACAUGGAUGUAGCUAGAUUUUUAAAAGCAACCAGUAACGGUCAGUUUUUCCUUUCUCAGUGUUUUAAAGCUGACCCUGAAGUCCUGGAUGAUGACUGGAACAAGAUGAUCAAAUCGCAGCCGUUUUCAGACACACUGACAGACAGUGAGGCUGCGUCUCACAAGAGAUCUCAGAAAAAACUGUAUAAAUGUCCAAUAUGCAGCAAAACCUUCCAGCACAACACAGCUCUGCAGAGACACAUGACCUGCCACACAGGGGAGAGGCCGUUCGACUGUGCUGAGUGUGGUAAGACCUUCAGACAGAAGGGAAGUCUGCACAUUCACAUGAGGAAACACACAGGAGAGAAACCUUUUAGUUGUUUAGUUUGUGGUAAAAACUUCACCCAGAGUGGAACCUUAGCUGCACACAUGAGGAUCCACACUGGUGAGAAACCAUUCAGCUGCUCAGUGUGCAAGAAAAGGUACAAUGAAAGAGGGACACUGGUCAGGCACAUGAGGGUCCACACUGGAGAGAAACCCUUCACCUGCUCACUGUGUGGGAAAAGGUUCAGUGAGAAAGGAAAUCUGAACAAACACAAGAGAAUCCACACAGGAGAAAAACCGUUCAGCUGCAGUCUGUGUGAGAAAAAGUUUAGUUUGUUCUCACACCUCAAGAACCACAAGUGUCCUGGAAAGAAAAGCAGUGAAGCUGCAGAGCUGCAACCUCAGCUGCAGUGUCCAAACGUCACAGAGCAGGUAACCAGACACAUUCAUGAGUCAGUCUCUUCACUCUCCUCUGGUGAUAAAUAGAAGAAAUCAUUAAUCAAAGAAACAAUCAGCAGAUCACGAAUAGAAAUAGUCAAUAAAAGUUAUGUUCUGAGUCACAACUGUUAAACUGAACCACAUGGAGCUGAUCUGGGAUGAACUCAAGGUAAAAGUGACACGAGUGUGAACUUCUGCAACAGAGAUGGACCAAAUGAUGGUCUGAUUUUGUCUGAUUCCACUGUAUAGAGUACGUCAGAGUUCAGCUGCUGGAGGAGGCAGACAUUUAGAUUCAGUUUACAUUUAAACAAGAUGCAAUGAUUUUUUUUUUUUUAAAUCUCCAGUUGUUUAUUUGUUCUUUGCUUUAAUUUCAGAAACAUUGAAUGAUGUAAACUUCAGUCACAACUGGAGAAAUGGAACAGAUCUGCUCCUUUUCCAUCCAAUCAUCUGUCUUCACUGGUCAAGAAACAACUUGCACUAAAUGCACAUAAACAUAAUGUGUGAAGUGUAUUUGUAAGCUUCCUACCCUCAGUAAUUAGCCCGAGCCUGUCCUGUUAAGGCACAGAGAGAGGACUGAUGCUGCUGCUAACAUGCUGCUCACAUUGUGUGUAUCCAUGCUGUAUGCUAACCAGCUGCAUGUUGUUGCUUCAUGUUUAGUGUCAAACUACUCCUUUAAUGUUUCUGUCAUCUACACUUUGAUCAGCUUAAACAUGGAAGAUGUUGACAGGUAGUUCGCUUUAUUGUAAGAUGUUUAAGUUUCUGCGUUUGUGUCACAAAAUAAACUUUUGUUUUAUCAAUUAAAAUGUUUUUGUAUGUUUA